Molecule: messenger RNA, 1740 nt
Organism: Habropoda laboriosa
Lineage: Eukaryota; Metazoa; Arthropoda; Insecta; Hymenoptera; Apidae
Gene: Aldh
Product: aldehyde dehydrogenase, mitochondrial
Exons: 8
Coding region: 211-1740 (509 amino acids)
Molecular function (GO): aldehyde dehydrogenase (NAD+) activity
Source: RefSeq, a predicted model, not a curated record
UGAAAAAUAUCAUUACCCAAUUUAUUCAUAUAUACGUAUAUUGGUUAGGCUGACACAUCGAAUUACCGCGCAUGUGCAAACAGCUUUGCAAUAUCAACUAAUCCCCAUUAGUUGGUACUACAGCAAAUAAACGACUAGACAGUAAUAUUCUGACUAACAUACGGAACAGAACGGUCACGAAUUAAGACCGUUUUUAACUUAGAGAUAAUCAUGUUACGACUAUUGAGAAAAGUUCGAUUGCCACGGUAUUUUUCGACUGCUGCCAGACUGUUGCCAGAAAAAAAUCCAUCGAUCCUCUAUUCAGGAAUUUUCAUUGAUAAUGAAUGGCACCGAUCCAAGUCGGGAAAAACGUUUCCCACGGUUAACCCUACAACCGGUGAAACUAUCACCGAGGUGCAGGAAGGCGAUGUUGGUGACAUCGAUGUAGCGGUACACGCAGCAAAUAAAGCUUUUAAGUUAGAUUCACCAUGGCGAACUAUGGACGCUUCUCAACGCGGUGUAUUGUUGAACAGGUUGGCCGACUUGAUGGAACGUGAUCGCACUUAUCUCGCGUCUUUGGAAACGUUAGAUAAUGGAAAACCAUACGUCACAGCAUACGAAUUUGAUGUACCUGCAAGCAUUCAAACAUUGAGGUAUUUUGCGGGAUGGUCGGACAAAAGCCACGGCAAAGUAAUUCCCGUCGAUGGAAAAUAUUUCGCCUACACGCGUCACGAACCCGUUGGUGUUUGUGGACAAAUUAUUCCGUGGAAUUUCCCUCUUCUAAUGAUGGCUUGGAAACUAGGACCCGCUUUAGCUACUGGAAAUGUCAUCAUUUUGAAACCUGCCGAACAGACGCCAUUAACAGCUUUAUACGUGGCUCAAUUAACCAAGGAAGCUGGAUUUCCUAAUGGAGUAAUCAAUGUCGUUCCUGGUUUUGGACAAGCCGGAGCUGCGCUGGUCGCUCAUAAUAUGGUCCAUAAAAUAGCGUUCACCGGCUCAACUGAAGUUGGAAAGUUAAUACAAAAGGAUGCCGCAAACACCCUGAAAAGGACCACGUUAGAACUUGGUGGAAAAUCUCCUAACAUAAUAUUUAGGGAUGCUGAUCUCGACCAUGCUGUAGAAACAGCUCAUUUCGCUCUAUUUUAUAACAUGGGUCAGUGCUGUUGUGCCGGCUCGAGAACAUUCGUCGAGGAUAGUAUUUAUGAUGAAUUCGUGGAAAAAAGUGCUGCUCGUGCCAAAUCUAGGGUCGUGGGUGAUCCAUUUGACGUGAACGUGGAGCAAGGUCCACAGAUCGAUGAGGAACAAACAAAUAGAAUUAUAUCUCUCAUUGAAACUGGCAAAAAGCAAGGGGCAAAGCUUGUUUCUGGUGGCACGAGAGUUGGUGAUAAAGGCUAUUUUGUCGCGCCUACAGUGUUUGCUAACGUUACAGAUGAUAUGACCAUCGCUAAGGAAGAGAUCUUCGGACCGGUUCAACAAAUUCUAAAAUUCAGCAGCUUAAACGAAGUUAUCAAGCGUGCUAACGCUACUGAUUACGGAUUGGCGGCAGCAGUUUUCACAAAGGACAUCGACAAAGCAAAUCAUGUCAUACAGGGACUUCGAGCAGGCACCGUAUGGGUUAACACGUAUAACGUUCUAACGCCUCAAGUACCAUUUGGAGGAUAUAAAAUGUCUGGACACGGAAGAGAACUCGGAGAAUACGGCCUCCAAGCAUAUACCGAAAUCAAGAGUGUAAUCGUUAAAGUUAAUCAAAAAAAUAGUUAG